Messenger RNA from Paramecium primaurelia, 312 nucleotides. NCBI's taxonomy places the organism in Eukaryota, Ciliophora, Oligohymenophorea, Peniculida, Parameciidae. The record is from the annotation of a GenBank genome assembly.
AUGUCAUUUGACAUUCAAAAAUAAAAAAAAACUCAAGACAAUAAAAUAACAAUGGUUAAUGAAAUGGUCUUUCUAAAUAUGACUAUUUAAUCACCUGUCAAAAUAACACCAUUAUUAAAAAAAUAAAAAACUAGAAAACAAUACAAAAGAGCUGCAACUAUCAUUGAUGAUGAUGAUUUAUAUAAAGGACCAUUUGAAGACAGUAGAGUAACAAGAAUGAUCUUUGAGAAAUAUAGAAUAGUUGAAUUAACUCGAUUCUGGUUUAUAAUUGCAUGUAUGGUGCUAACGAUUUUAGAAGUAUAAAUGUUUUGA